CCUCAGGGAUGGACCGUGUGGAUCCUGACAUCUUUAACAGGGACCCCCGGGACCAUUAUGACCUGCUGCAGCGGCUGGGGGGCGGCACGUAUGGGGAAGUUUUCAAGGCUCGGGACAAGGUGACUGGGGACCUGAUGGCAUUGAAGAUGGUGAAGAUGGAGCCUGAUGAUGAUGUCUGCACGCUGCAGAAGGAAAUUCUCAUCUUGAAAACUUGUCGGCAUGCCAACAUUGUGGCCUAUCAUGGGACGUACCUCUGGCUGCAGAAGCUCUGGAUCUGCAUGGAAUUCUGCGGGGCUGGGUCCCUCCAGGACAUCUAUCAAGUGACAGGCCCGCUGUCGGAGCUCCAGGUUAGCUAUGUCUGCCGAGAAGUGCUCCAGGGACUGGCCUAUCUGCAUUCCCAGAAGAAGAUACACCGGGACAUCAAGGGAGCCAACAUCCUCAUCAAUGAUGCUGGAGAGGUGCGGCUUGCUGACUUUGGCAUCUCAGCCCAGAUUGGGGCAACCCUGGCCCGAAGGCUCUCUUUCAUCGGGACCCCCUACUGGAUGGCUCCAGAGGUGGCCGCCGUGGCCCUGAAGGGGGGCUACAAUGAGCUGUGUGACAUCUGGUCCCUGGGCAUCACAGCCAUCGAGCUAGCUGAGCUGCAGCCCCCACUCUUCGAUGUGCACCCUCUCCGAGUGCUCUUCCUAAUGACCAAGAGCGGGUACCAGCCGCCACGACUGAAGGAGAAGGGCAGAUGGUCAGCAACCUUCCACAACUUUGUCAAAGUCACCCUUACCAAGAACCCCAAGAAACGACCGAGUGCCAUCAAGAUGCUCAGUCAUCAACUGGUGUCGCAGCCUGGGCUUAACCGAGGCCUGAUCCUGGACCUUCUGGACAAGCUGAGGAAUCCAGGGAAGGGGCUCCCUGGCGGGGAGACUGAGGACGAGGAGCCUGAGGUACCCCCCGCCAUCCCCCGGCGGAUCCGGUCCACCCAUCGGUCCAGCUCUCUGGGGAUCCCUGAUGCUGACUGCAGUCGACGACACCUGGAGUUCCGAAGGUUGAAGGCAGCCGAGUCCAGACGGCCAGCCCACACCGUGAGACGCCUCCCCUCGGCCACCCCAGGCGCCCUCCCCGUCCCCACAGCUACGGCUGACGAGCUCCAUAACCCACAGACUCUCUGCCAGCCCACCGGAGACAGCAGGAGCAGCAGUCCCAGGCAGCCCCUGUCAGAGUCUGAGGAUGACUAUGACGACGUGGAUGUCCCCACCCCUGCAGAGGACACACCUCCUCCGUUGCCCCCCAAGCCCAAGUUUCGUUCUCCGUCGGACGAGGGAUGUGGGGAGUCUGGGGGUGAGGGGCAGCUGAGCCCAGGCGUGCUGGUCCGGUGUGCGAGUGGACCUCCCCCACGCACGCCCCGCCUUGGGCUUCCUCCGGCUACCUGUGGUCCCCACCUCACUGCCUAUUCAGAACCUUCACUCAGGAACCCAGCCCCCCAAGAGCCUGACCGGCCCCCACGGCUACCCCCCAAGAAGGAAAAGAUGAGGAAGAAGGGAUGCGCCCUCCUUGUGAAGUUGUUCAAUGGCUGCCCGCUCCGGAUCCACAGCACAGCCGCCUGGACGCACCCUUCCACUAAAGACCAGCACCUGCUGCUGGGGGCAGAGGAAGGGAUUUUCAUCCUGAACCGGAGUGACCAGGAGGCCACGCUGGAGAUGCUCUUCCCUGGCCGGACCACCUGGAUGUACUCCAUCAACAACGUGCUCGUGUCUCUGUCAGGAAAGACCCCCCAGCUGUAUUCCCAUAGCAUCCUGGGCCUGCUGGAACGGAAAGAGAGCCGCGCAGGGAGCCCCAUCGCUCACAUUAGCCCCCACCGGUUCCUGGCCAGGAAAAACAUGGUCUCCACCAAGAUCCAGGACACCAAAGGCUGCCGGGCGUGUUGCGUGGCUGAAGGGGCGAGCUCUGGGGGCCCGUUCCUGUGCGGGGCCUUGGAGACCUCCGUGGUCCUGCUCCAGUGGUACCAGCCCAUGAACAAGUUCCUGCACGUCCGGCAGGUGCUGUUCCCGCUGCCCUCGCCCCUGCGCGUGUUCGCGCUGCUGACCCGGCCGGGCUCCGAGCUGCCCGCCGUGUGCAUCGGCGUGAGCCCCGCGCGGCCGGCCAAGUCCGUGCUCUUCCACACCGUGCGCUUCGGCGAGCUCUCCUGCUGGCUGGGCGAGAUGAGCACCGAGCACAAGGGGCCCGUGCAGGUGACGCAGGUGGAGGAAGACAUGGUGAUGGUUUUGAUGGACGGCUCUCUGAAGCUGGUAACCCCGGAAGGGGCUCCAAUCCGGGGCCUUCGCACCCCGGAGAUCCCCAUGAGUGAAGCAGUGGAGGCCGUGGCGAUGGUUAGGGGUCGACUCCAGGCCUUCUGGAAGCAUGGAGUGCAGGUGUGGGCGCUAGGCUCAGACCAGCUGCUGCAGGAACUGAGAGACCCCACCCUCACCUUCCGCCUACUUGGUUCCCCCAGGCCUGUGGUGGUGGAGACGCGCCCGGCAGAUGACCCCACUGCCCCCAGCAACCUCUACAUCCAGGAAUGAGUCCCUGAGCACAAGCUAGGAGACAGUCCUUGCACCCCACACCCCAACAGACACACACUAGUGCUCGGGCCAUGUCUCUGUCCCCUAAUAAACGUGAAUAACUUCUG
Molecule: messenger RNA, 2656 nt
Organism: Echinops telfairi (small Madagascar hedgehog)
Lineage: Eukaryota; Metazoa; Chordata; Mammalia; Afrosoricida; Tenrecidae
Gene: MAP4K1
Product: mitogen-activated protein kinase kinase kinase kinase 1
Exons: 30
Coding region: 9-2549 (846 amino acids)
Biological process (GO): protein phosphorylation
Molecular function (GO): ATP binding; MAP kinase kinase kinase kinase activity
Source: RefSeq, a predicted model, not a curated record